UCCACAGUUCGCAUUUUCGCUCAUCCGCUACGCCUACACCCUUCCGUCACGAAAGUUAUGUGCUUGCACAGUAGGUAGGAGGAGACUGCUUCCUAGAAAGUUCUCACGCUGCGCCUCGUAGAGAGGGUUCCGACGGUCGUGUGUUCAAUUACCCCCUGUUCAUGAUCGAUAUCUGAAGUUUGCGCGAAUGGGCUCAGCAUCUUCCAAGCAUCGGGCAUUAGAGGACUGGGAGGACAAGGACGAGUCGUCGUCUUUCCCCUGGCUCGAGCCUCGCGGUCUCAAAAUCGGCCAUGCGACGGACGUGCGACGCGCGUAUCGCCUGACAAGAGACGUCCUCGGGGAGGGUCGCACGAGCAUCGUCUGGUGCGCUCUCGAGGGUAUCAUACACCAAUCAAGACCACGCUGCUUGGUCUUGAAUGAAUUUCAAACUCUGAAUUGAGCUCAAAUGCUUCAUCUGAACCACUUUGUGAGGUGCAGGGUGGGCGUGGAUAAGUUGAGUGGGGUCCACGUGGCAGUGAAGAUGCUGUCAAAGCGGAUUGUGACAGCGAUGAAGGGGGAAGGGCACCGGGCGUCUGAGAUCGAAAUCCUUCUCGCGCUGCAGCGGGGUGACGCUGGCAAGCAAUCAGACGAGACGAAGGAGAGCUGCACCUCUGCCACCACCACCUCUGACACCACUGCCACCACCACCAGCAGCACAAGCAGCAGCACCACCAUCAAUAGUGGCAGUACCUGUUCCACUGGGAUUGCAGGGUCCGUACCUGGCUCGACCGCCACUGCCUCUUCCGCGGCUGACUCGUCCAACCCAGCUUCGGAUUCACAUGCUCCUGCCUCGAUUCCGUCAUGCCCCGGCGUCCUCCCUGUGCUCGGCACCUUCGAGGACAACCGGUUCCUCUUCCUGGUUUCUCCCUUGAUGGCUGGAGGCGACCUGCUCUCUCACAUCGCGUCCCGCCCCAAGUUCUCAGAGCGCCACGCAUCGGCCAUUGUGCGCCAUGUACUGAAGACCCUUGCAUGUCUUCAUUCCAAGGGGAUCGCACAUCUUGACAUUAACCCGAAUAACAUCCUCUUCCCGAGCACACCCUCCAAGCAUCCUCACUUGGUCGAUUUUGGGUCAGCCAUUAUCAUCCCUCCCGAAGGCGCCACCUCCCCUUCACCUGGCACUGCGCCCUUCUUUGCCGCCCCGGAAGUUUCCCAGAAGCGUGUCUUCACUCAGGCUGCAGACAUGUGGAGCCUGGGUGCAGUGCUGUUCCUGAUGGUUGGGGGGGUGCCGCCCAAGACGGCAGUGGGGAAGGCAGCAGCAUGUUCCCAGCAAGUUCAUGGGAAUGCCUCUUGGCUGAGGUUGCAAGCUGGUGACGUGGAGGGCUUGCCAGAUGACCCCUCUCCCGAGCUUUUGGACUUCUUGCCGAAAUUGCUCACGCCUAAUCGAUCGGAGAGGAUCAAGGCACAUGAAGCGCUGUCCCAUCCCUGGGUAAGCACUCCAGCGUGCAAGCUGCGCCAGAGUGUCUUGCAGACGGCGGUGCGGAAUUGCAAAGAGUACGUGUCAAGGCGUGCAGCAGGGUGCAUUGGCAGUGGUGUGGUCAGCUGUUCUACACCAAGAGUAUACGAGCAGGAUGCACGAAAAGGAGCAGGAGCGACAGCAUCAGACAGUAUCAACAGGAAAAUUGGGCUGCAUGGGACGGAUGUCGGAGUGGGAGGAUCUGGCCAUCCAGGGUUGGUGGUGGUUGACGGUGCACUCGAUUUGGAGCCGGUAAGGAAAAAGGAGCUCAAGUGGAAGAGUGUUGGAAGUGUUAUUACGGCUGAUAUAAGAGAGUUUGCUCAUUGUGAGGUGAAAACGAAGGUCUUUGUAGAGGUUCUUGAGUGUGAUGCCCCAAGGAAAGCCAGACUUAGAUCUAGGGACUAUAGUCAAAUAGCUUGUUUAAAUGUUUGAAUGUUUUUUAUUCAUGGAGACUUUUGUAAUGCG
Messenger RNA from Closterium sp. NIES-67, 1957 nucleotides. The record is from the annotation of a GenBank genome assembly. Lineage: Eukaryota; Viridiplantae; Streptophyta; Zygnematophyceae; Desmidiales; Closteriaceae.